AACUGAAGCAAGCAGUGCCAAAGUCCCUAUAACAGCAGGUGGCUUUCUGACAUCAGCAGAGACUGGUGCUUUUUCCAGGUACAAAGGACCUCCAGAGCAGAGCCAGCCAGCAGCAAAAACAGCAUGGAGCUGAGGAGUACAGCAGCCCCCAGAGCUGAGGGCUACAGCAACACGGGUUUCCAGAAUGAAGAAAACUUUCUUGAGAACGAGAACACAUCAGGAAACAACUCAGUAAGGAGCAGAGCUGUGCAAAGCAGGGAGCACACAAACACCAACCAGAGAAUCAAAGGCCACAUUGGAUAUGACAGAAGACAAGUGCUGAGAUUUGACAUUAUACUUCUUAGAGCACACUCAAACUGCUCCACCUCCAUCUAUUUCCUCCCCCACCAGCUUCUGUACCAUUGGUUACAAGAGCCAGGCUUAUUAUUUGAGACAUUCUUGGAGACUGAAGACAGGAUGAAGAACAGGGCACAGUUGAGCAGGAUUCUCCAAGAAACAAAGAAGACAUGGAGGAUGAUGAAGAGGAGAUGCAACAAAAAGGGUGUUUGGAAAGGAGAUAUGACACAGUAUGUGGUUUCUGUAGAAAACACAAAACCACUCUUCGGCACAUCAUCUGGGGCAUUUUAUUAGCAGGUUAUCUGGUUAUGGUGAUUGCAGCCUGUGUGCUGAACUUUCACAGAGCCCUUCCUCUUUUUGUGAUCACCGUGGCUGCCAUCUUCUUUGUUAUCUGGGAUCACCUGAUGGCCAAAUACGAACAUCGAAUUUAUGAGAUGCUGUCUCCCAGCAGAAGGCUUCUAAACGGCCAUUGGUUCUGGCUGAAGUGGGUGAUCUGGAGCUCCCUGGUCCUAGCAGUUAUUUUCUGGCUGGCCUUUGACACUGCCAAAUUGGGUCAACAGCAGCUGGUGUCCUUCGGUGGGCUCGUAAUGUACAUUGUCCUGUUAUUUCUAUUUUCCAAGUACCCAACCAGAGUUUACUGGAGACCUGUCUUAUGGGGAAUCGGGCUACAGUUUCUUCUUGGGCUCUUGAUUCUAAGGACUGACCCUGGAUAUAUAGCUUUUGAUUGGUUGGGCAGGCAAGUUCAGACUUUUCUGGAGUACACAGAUGCUGGUGCUUCAUUUGUGUUUGGUGAGAAAUACAAAGACCACUUCUUUGCAUUUAAGAUCCUGCCAAUCGUGGUUUUCUUCAGCACGGUGAUGUCCAUGCUGUACUACCUGGGACUGAUGCAGUGGAUUAUUAGAAAGGUUGGAUGGAUCAUGCUAGUUACUACAGGAUCAUCUCCUAUUGAAUCUGUAGUUGCGUCUGGCAAUAUAUUUGUUGGACAAACGGAGUCUCCACUGCUGGUCCGACCAUAUUUACCAUACAUCACCAAGUCUGAACUCCACGCCAUCAUGACCGCCGGGUUCUCUACAAUUGCUGGAAGCGUCUUAGGUGCAUACAUUUCUUUUGGGGUUCCAUCCUCCCACUUGUUAACAGCCUCGGUUAUGUCGGCACCUGCGUCAUUGGCUGCUGCUAAACUCUUUUGGCCUGAGACAGAAAAACCUAAAAUAACCCUCAAGAAUGCCAUGAAAAUGGAAAGUGGCGAUUCAGGGAAUCUUCUAGAAGCUGCAACACAAGGAGCUUCCUCCUCCAUCUCCCUGGUGGCCAACAUUGCUGUGAAUCUGAUUGCCUUCCUGGCCCUGCUGUCUUUUAUGAAUUCAGCCCUGUCCUGGUUUGGAAACAUGUUUGACUACCCACAGCUGAGUUUUGAGCUAAUCUGCUCCUACAUCUUCAUGCCCUUUUCCUUCAUAAUGGGAGUGGAAUGGCAGGACAGCUUUAUGGUUGCCAGACUCAUAGGUUAUAAGACCUUCUUCAAUGAAUUUGUGGCUUACGAGCACCUCUCAAAAUGGAUCCACUUGAGGAAAGAAGGUGGACCCAAAUUUGUGAAUGGUGUGCAGCAAUAUAUAUCAAUUCGUUCUGAGAUAAUCGCCACUUAUGCUCUCUGUGGUUUUGCCAAUAUUGGGUCCCUAGGAAUUGUGAUCGGCGGACUCACAUCCAUGGCCCCUUCCAGAAAGCGUGACAUCGCCUCGGGAGCAGUGAGAGCUCUGAUCGCGGGGACCGUGGCCUGCUUCAUGACAGCCUGCAUCGCAGGCAUACUCUCCAGCACUCCUGUGGACAUCAACUGCCAUCAGGUUUUAGAGAAUGCCUUCAACUCCAGUUUCCCUGGAAACACAACCAAGGUGAUAUCUUGUUGCCAAAGUCUGUUGAACAGCACUGUUGCCAAGGGUCCUGGUGAAGUCAUCCCAGGAGGAAACCACAGCCUGUAUUCUUUGAAGGGCUGCUGCACAUUGUUGAAUCCAUCAACCUUUAACUGCAGUUGGAUCCCUAAUACAUUUUGAGGUCAGCCACUUCUCCAGUGGAACUCUUAAGUACAGAUGCUGAAUUUUCUACUUUGGAGAGAAAAAAAAAAACUACUGCCCACAGAUUGAUAUUUCCAUCAUGGAAUCAGCUUUAAUGGCAAGGAAUGAAGAAAAACAAGAGUGGCCCUUCAGAGCUACAACAUCUUCCUCCUCCCCUUCACUCCCCACCAGCCCCUUCCCCACGGAGAACUCUGAUGUCCCGAAGUGAGGUGGUGUGGUUUCCAGUCUCAAUGGUAUUUUCUGACUUUAAUGUUUCCAAGGCAUUUCACCAGAAUACAGCUAUCAAUGGCAGCUCCCAACAACUGGGCUGUGACUCACCCACACCCACUUAGUGUCCACCAACUAGUUCAGGGUGACUCAGCUUAAGCACAUCUCAGGUGAGGUCACUCUGCAUACACCUUGGCUUACCUGAAAUAGCCUGAACUUGAAUCUCACAUAAGGGGAAACUAGUCAUCAAUCACCAACUCAUUGACUACCCUCAGGAAGUCCUCCAGAAAUCAAGAAUCCUUGAGGAGAACACGUGGACCAUACCAAAACCAGGGUUUAAAUCUAUUCUGCUUAAGAGUUCUAUCAGUCAGUGUAAGCAUAAGUUACGCUGCACUAGCAAACAACCCUAAAAACCUCAGUGGCUUACAGAUUUAUUUUUCACUCACAUGUUUGUAACGAUCCAUGUUGAUUGUAAUGCAUAUUGCUUCAGGACCCAGUCUAAAGGAGCAGCCUCUAAGCGGGGGCGUUUUGGUCUUAAGAGGGAAAAGAAAGGUGGGAACCACGUGAUGGCUCUUUCAUCUUCUGCUAGGAAAUGAUACCCUUUAUUUCCAUGACAUUCCAUUAGCCAAAACAAGUCCUGUGACAGGCACGAUGUCAGUCACCACAGUUAAAUUCUUCUGUCAUAGGGAG
This is a messenger RNA of Piliocolobus tephrosceles (Ugandan red Colobus), 3293 nucleotides long. It is a transcript of the gene SLC28A3, whose product is annotated as solute carrier family 28 member 3. The transcript is spliced from 19 exons. Gene Ontology annotation, molecular function: purine-specific nucleoside:sodium symporter activity; pyrimidine- and adenosine-specific:sodium symporter activity. The record is from RefSeq and is a predicted model, not a curated record. NCBI's taxonomy places the organism in Eukaryota, Metazoa, Chordata, Mammalia, Primates, Cercopithecidae. Gene Ontology annotation, biological process: pyrimidine nucleoside transport; purine nucleoside transmembrane transport. Bases 507 to 2375 code for a protein of 622 amino acids. Gene Ontology annotation, cellular component: plasma membrane.